Messenger RNA from Notechis scutatus (mainland tiger snake), 1641 nucleotides. The record is from RefSeq and is a predicted model, not a curated record. Lineage: Eukaryota; Metazoa; Chordata; Lepidosauria; Squamata; Elapidae.
UCAUUUUACCAACCUCGGAAGGAUGGAAGGCUGAGUCAACCUUGAGCUGUUCAGGAUCAAACCUCUGGCAGUGAGUUGGCCUGCAAUACUGCAUUCUAACCACUGCAUCACCAUGAAGGUUCAAUUAAACUGAAUCGAUCUUCUCAACUAACGGAGUUGAGUGCGAUUCCAUGGCUUCUUCUGAAAACACAAUGAAAAACAUGUCAUGCAAUGAUACCAUUGAUGAGUUUCGGAGUCAGGUGUACCCCGUGACAUACUCCAUCAUCUCAAUCCUGGGGUUUGUGGGAAAUGGCUUCGUGUUGUGUGUCCUCAUAAGGACAUGCCAGGAGAAGACAGCUUUCCAGAUAUACAUGUUCAACCUUGCCAUUGCAGACCUUCUCUUUGUAUGUACUCUGCCCCUGCGAGUGGUCUAUUACCACUACAAAGGCAACUGGUUCUUUGGUGACUUUUUGUGCCGGAUCAGCUCCUACGCCAUGUAUGUCAACUUGUACUGUAGCAUCCUGUUCAUGACAGCGAUGAGCUUCUUCCGUUGCAUUGCCAUUGUUUUCCCCAUCUGGAAUAUCCAAUUUAUCUCCCGGAAGAGAGCCAUCAUGGUCUGCGUUGCCAUUUGGUUCUUCGUAACCCUGACUACCACCCCGUUUUUGCAGAAAAAUGGCCAGUUAUCUGAUGAAAAUAUAACCAAAUGCUUUGAGCCGCCAAAGAACACGGAUGUGAAGAAGCUGAUGGUUCUCCACUACAUUGCAUUGUUCAUCGGUUUUAUCUUUCCUUUCACCACCAUCACCAUCUGUUACGCCAUGAUCCUAAACAAGCUCCUGAAGAAUCCCAUGCAUAAGAAAGAAGGCACUCGUAGAAAGGCCAUCUGGAUGAUUGUGAUUGUGACCGUCGUCUUUCUCGUGAGCUUCACCCCGUAUCAUGUCCAGCGUACGGUUCACCUCCACUUGAUGAAAGACAAGACUUCCUGUGAGAAGAGCCUCUACAUGCAGAAAUCCGUGGUGAUAACCUACUCCCUUGCGGCCUUCAACUGUUGCUUCAACCCACUUCUUUAUUACUUUUCUGGAGGUAAUUUCCGUAGGCGACUUUCCACUUUCCAAAGGGGCUCUAUUUCCAGUUCUCAUCACCGAAAGAUGUCCUCAAAGAUGGAGGAAGCCAUGAAUGGAAACGGGGUGGAACACAAAACAUACAUUUUGGAAGCGACAGGAACUCCCUCCAAACAGAGGCCAAUCUGAGAUGCCGAUUAUUGUGCAUCAGUGGCUUACAUCUAGUUUUUCAACAUGGUGCCCAGAGAAGCAAGUUUGUAUAUAUAUAUAUAGACAUUCGCUUGGCCACAACCAGAUUCCCUGCUUCAACUGUGAUUCCAAAUAAGCCUCUGGAACCUGAAUGAAACUUAAAAGCUAUUUUAAGACAUAAAAACGAUGAUGAAAUCAAUCCAAUGCUUUGCUUGGACCUGCGCCCGUUUGCUCAGAAAAAGGCAGUGAUAAGCAGGGGAAUAAGCCAAGAGAAGGGACUAAAUAGCAGGUAGAUUUGAAGCUGAUGCCUUGUAAUAGCCAGUUUGGUCUAGUGGUUAAGGCACCAGGCUAGAAAGUGGGAGGUCAUGAGUUCAAAUCCCAUCUCGGCUAUGAAAGUCAGCUGGGCCAAUGGACA